AUAAAAGGUGACACAUGACCGACAGAGUGUUUAGUAAAUCGUGUUUCGGUAACAGUGGUAAUUAGCGCAUAAUGAUGUUUUUCGGUGGUAAACCCGUGAGCUUUCCUCAGCCGAAUGCGGAUUUUCUAUCCAUGCUAACAGCGCCCGAACGGCAGUUGAGCAUAACUUCGCAGGCCCUGAGUGAUGUACCCAGUGAAGUCAUUAUAAAAUCUCGCAUUAAAUAUGGCAGCCGCUGGUCCGCCUGCCAAGGCCUUAUGGCUGAAUAUUCCAAAAGUACUUCGGUGCAUGGAUUGCGUUACAUAUUCGAAGUUCAUCGACCCAUCUAUGAAAAAUUCUAUUGGAUUAUCCUGAUGAUGAUUUCGUUUUACUUUGCUAUUUCGCUCAUGUGGGAUACCUAUGUGAAGUGGCAGGAUUCGCCAGUGAUUUUGGGCUUUGAUGAGACCCUGGUACCAGUUUCUUCCAUACCCUUUCCCACAAUCACUAUAUGUCCGGAAAUCAAGAUGGAGAGGGAAAAAUUCGAUUUUACCAGUGUGGCAAAUCAAAUUUGGUCCGAAAUUGAGGAAACGAAUAGUUUUCAAAAUUCUGGAAAUUUAACUGAAGAUGAAUUACAAAAGUUUGUAGCAACCUUACAAAUUUGUGAAAGUGAAGUGCUGGAUCGUUUUUCGCCAUACAUGCCCAAAAACUUACAAGUUGAUGUUCCCCAAACACUGGUUGAUUUGGCUUUGGUGCCUAAUACUACUUUGCCCUUUUGCAAAUGGAAUGGUCGCUUCUAUUUUUGUCAUUAUCUUUUUAAAUAUGUGGUAACUGAUGAAGGUAUUUGUUAUCAAUUUAAUGGUCUAAAUGCCAAGGAUAUCUAUCGAGAUCCAAAUUUUCUAAGCUAUACGGAUAAAACAAUUAUCGAUUAUAAUAACUUUUUCGAUGACUCAUUGGCUAAAUACCAGGAGGUCACCGGAAAUUGGUCUUUGGAUGAGGGUUAUGUGGGUCAAGGCUUUAAUGCAUAUCCCCAGAGAACAGUAUUGUCUUCGGCACGAAAUGGUUUAUUUGCAUUUAUGAUGGGUUUUGAACAUAAUUUCGAUAGAACUUGUCGAAGUUUUAAGCAAGGAUAUAAGGUUUUUCUAAAUUCCCCUGAGAGUGUACCCCUAACUACUGGCAAUUAUAUUUUAGUACCCCACGAUGAUGAGGUGCUAGUUUCUGUUUUACCCCAGUAUGUGACCUCAACGGAGAAUUUACAUCAGUUUGGUCCAGACAAACGCCAAUGUUAUUUCAAUGAUGAACGUUAUUUACGAUUUUUCAAAACCUAUUCCCAAAGCAAUUGUCAAACUGAGUGUCUGGCAAACUAUACCAUAAACAAAUGUGGAUGUGCCAAGUUUUGGAUGCCAAAACCUUUGGACAUACCCACAUGUGGUCUGGCCGAUGUUAAUUGCUAUAUAAGCGCUGAGGAAGAAAUGAAUUUUCUUAUUUCAAAUCAAACAAAGCGAAAGUCAGUGGAUCCUAGUGUAGAGAUAAUGUGUGAUUGUAUACCUUCAUGCAAUUCAUUGGAUUAUAAUUUUGAAAUAUCGCGAGCCUUCUAUGAUUUUGAGAAAACGGUCUUGGCUUUACGUGAUUCUUAUGAACAUGAUGAUGGUCGGGGAUCUCGCUUGUCGGUCUACUUCAAGGAAACCCAAUUUACUGCCAUCAAACGUACCGUCAUGUAUGGCAUAACCACUCUUAUUGCUAAUUGUGGUGGCAUCUUUGGCUUAUUUAUGGGCAUUUCCAGCCUAAGUGUAAUUGAAUUUAUUUAUUUCUUUUCGGUACGAUUGUGCAAUAAUUUGCACAAGCGUAAUGUAAUCAAGAAAAAGAUUCUGGAGCAAGAUGCUGAAGAUGAUGAAGAUGAGGAGUAAUUAAAUGUGAAAGAAAUUAAGUCCAUUAAUUUUAACCAUAUUGUACAAUACC
This is a messenger RNA of Stomoxys calcitrans (stable fly), 1932 nucleotides long. RefSeq names its product pickpocket protein 28. Gene Ontology annotation, molecular function: ligand-gated sodium channel activity. NCBI's taxonomy places the organism in Eukaryota, Metazoa, Arthropoda, Insecta, Diptera, Muscidae. Gene Ontology annotation, cellular component: membrane. The transcript is spliced from 8 exons. The coding region runs from base 72 to 1880 and encodes 602 amino acids. Gene Ontology annotation, biological process: sodium ion transmembrane transport. The record is from RefSeq and is a predicted model, not a curated record.